ACAAUUGUUCGUGGCAGCAAGCUUGGAGUGGACGGCUCUCUGACCUGGCUGCUGGAUGAGUUUGACACCAUGUCUGUGACCCGUUCCAACUCCCUGCGACGAGGCAGCCCGCCCAUCCAGCCUCGCAAGGACUCGAGCUCCUCAGUAGGAGGGCAGGAGAACGGAGAUCCUCACCACAGACACUACUCACACCCAGACAGAGACCGACCCAGACCCGACCACCACCAGGUUGGGGGUGACCCCCGCCAGGGUCAGCGUGCGCUCCGUCCUCCUCAGUGGGAUGAGGGAGUCCAGAGUCGGCCCCAGCAGCAGCCCCGGGGCCAAGAGCCUAGCAGAGCCCACAGGGACAGACCAGGUUCCGGCCCUCCUCCGCCCCCUCACAGGGACAGAGAGCCUCGAGACCGGGACCAGGUGGAUCAAACCACUGACCACAGGCCAAAGUCCAGCUAUAUGGUGCGGGACGGCAGCCCUCAGUCUCCCAGAGACAAGAGGCCUCUCUCUGGGCCCAACAUCCGCACCCCGAACCUGCCAGUAACAGAGGGGGUCCUGAAAACUGCCCAACAGACCACACGGCCAUUCAACACAUACCCGAGGACAGACAGUGAGGGCGGACGCAGCCCCACAGGACAGCCGGUUCGACACCAUGAAUCCUCCCCUCAAAACGGCCCUUCUAGUGGCUCCAGCCGAGCGUCCUCCGGCUCCAAGCCCCCUGUAAGUCACCCACACCCUCAUCACACCUCCCACCCCAGUCUGACCCCUGAGGCCACCCAGCACCCUCACACCCCUCACCCCAGCGUUCCAGCCCCGCGGCCCCCUGUGCCCUCUGGGCCCCCGGCAUCAGGUGCUCCGUCACAGGGCCGCUCACCACAGAGGGAGCCCCAGAGGGUCUCCCACGAGCAGUUCAGAGCGGCACUACAGAUGGUGGUGGAUCCUGGAGAUCCACGGACCUACCUGGACCACUACAUAAAGAUAGGGGAGGGGUCCACGGGGAUUGUGUGUAUUGCCACAGUGAAGACCACCGGCAAACUGGUCGCCGUGAAGAAGAUGGACCUGAGGAAACAACAGCGCAGAGAACUCCUCUUCAACGAG
Molecule: messenger RNA, 1089 nt
Organism: Plectropomus leopardus (leopard coralgrouper)
Lineage: Eukaryota; Metazoa; Chordata; Actinopteri; Perciformes; Serranidae
Source: RefSeq, a predicted model, not a curated record